Molecule: messenger RNA, 3393 nt
Organism: Aethina tumida (small hive beetle)
Lineage: Eukaryota; Metazoa; Arthropoda; Insecta; Coleoptera; Nitidulidae
Product: probable phosphorylase b kinase regulatory subunit beta
Exons: 15
Coding region: 84-3326 (1080 amino acids)
Biological process (GO): glycogen metabolic process
Cellular component (GO): phosphorylase kinase complex
Molecular function (GO): calmodulin binding
Source: RefSeq, a predicted model, not a curated record
CGUCAGUGUCCUUGUUUUGACUUUGAAAGAUGCCAAUUUUAAAAAUAGGUGCAUAGCACCUAAUGUGGGUUAUUAAAUAAAAAAUGGUCAUGAGGAAGCUUACAAGGCAAAAUAGUGUUUUGGAUGACAACAUUUAUUUGGAUCAAUUUUUAAAGGUCUCUAACUAUGAAGACACUGUUAAACAGCUCGAUAUUUACUAUGGAAUGGUUAAAAGACAGCUAUUGCGUUACCAAAGUCCUAUCACUGGAUUAUUCCCAGUUCUAUCCUCUGACACAGAAAUAGGAAGUGUCAGGGAGAGUGUUUAUUGUGCUGCUGCUGUCUGGGGCUUGUACCAAGCUUACAGGCGGAUUGAUGAUGACAGAGGCAAAUCCUACGAGUUGGGCCAAUCAGCUGUGAAAUGCAUGCGAGGAAUUCUACAAUGUUGGGUCAAACAGGCACAAAGAAUAGAGCUGUUCAAAAAAAAUCAGUGUUCAGCUCAUGCUUUGCAUGUCAAAUUCCAUUUAACAACUGGCAAUAUAGUUUAUACAGAUGAUGAAUACAACCACUUACAAAUUGACGUUGUUUCCAUUUAUUUGCUGUUCUUGGUGCAAAUGAUCACUUCUGGUCUCCAAAUCAUCUAUACUCAGGCAGAAGUUGCUUUUGUACAGAAUUUAGUUUACUAUGUCGAAAGAGCGUACAGAACUCCCGACUUUGGCGUUUGGGAACGGGGUAGUAAAUACAACGACGGAACACCAGAAAUACACGCCAGUUCAAUCGGUUUAGCCAAGUCGGCGUUGGAGGCUAUAAACGGUUGCAACUUGUUCGGCGAACAGGGAGCGUCUUGGAGUGUUGUUUACGUUGAUAUUGAUGCACACAAUAGAAAUAGGAGUAUUUUCGAGACUAUGUUGCCGAGAGAGUCUUGUUCUAAGGACGUGGACUCUUCCUUGUUGCCUACAAUAUCGUUUCCUGCUUUCUCCACACACGAAGAUUUGUUGUAUACUGAGACCAAAAAUAAUAUUGUUAAAAAAUUAAAAGGGCAAUACGGUUUUAAAAGAUUUAUCAGGGAUGGGUAUAAAACUGUUAUCGAGGAUCCGAAUAAAAGAUACUAUGAAAAGUGCCAGCUCAAAGAUUACGAGAACAUAGAAUGUGAAUGGCCACUCUUUUACAUAUUUAUGAUAAUCGAUGGUGUUUUUAAAUCCAUGCCUGAUCAAAUCACUGAAUACCAGGAGCUUCUCACGAAGAGGAUAUUCGUCGACUGUCACGGAGAUCCAAUCAUACCAAUGUACUAUUACGUACAAGAAGAAUACAUCGAGGCGGAGAGGCAGGAACCGAAUUCUGCCCCCAGAACCGCUUAUUCGGAGGGUGGUCUGUAUUUAUGGAAUCAGGCUAUGUUUAUUUUAGCCCAGUUAUUAACAGCCGGGUUGUUGCACAUUAACGAGUUAGACCCUAUUAGAAGGUAUUUACCCUCUUACAAUAGACCCAGAAAAGGUGGAAGAUACUCUGCGUUCCAGGCAAAACCAUCGGUUGGCACGGCUACUGAUUUAGUUGUGCAGAUCGUAUUAAUAGCUGAAAGCAUGAGACUGCAAGCUAUGAUGGCAACUUAUGGUAUCCAAACUCAAACCCCGCACGAAGUGGAACCGGUACAAAUAUGGUCUUCCACUCAACUGGUUAAAGUUUACCAAAACUUGGGGGUGAAUCACAAAUUAAAACUGCAGGGGCGUCCUGUGAGGCCCAUAGGCAGCCUGGGCACAAGCAAAUUGUACAGAGUGUGCGGCGCAACCGUUCUAUGUUACCCCUUAAUCUUCGAAGUCUCCGAUUUCUAUUUGUACAGAGAUAUGGCCCUACUGAUCGACGACAUCAAAACGGAACUCCAAUUCGUCGGUAGAUACUGGAGGUUGUCGGGGCGACCCACCGUUUGCCUUUUAAUAAGGGAGGAGCACAUGAGGGAUCCUCAGUUUAAGAAAAUGCUAGAUUUAUUGGCCAUGUUGAAAAAGGGUUACUGUGACAGUGUUAAAGUCCGCAUUGGGAGGCUGCAAAAUCUCAUUUCCAGCUCUUGCGUUGAACAUUUGGACUUUAUGAACGUUAUGGAAUGUCAGACGGAUAUUUUCAGUCAUUUUAAACAGCUGGAACAUGACUACAUUGGUUACCAAAGUUUAACAGAUGUACCUCGAGUGUUACACUAUCAAGAGGAAAACAAAGACUGCUCAAUUUAUGUAAAUAAAUCCACUGGCGAGAUAGUGGAAGCAAUUAAGUCCAUGGACAAUUUGUACGCCAAAUGCCAACUUUUUGGCAUCCUCCUGAAGCGUGAAGGAAAAAACUUUAAGGUGGACAAGAAUACUGUCCAGGAACAUUUACAAAGUCUCUACUAUAAAGCUGGAGGUGUCAGGCAUUGGGCUGCAGUCAGAUACACCAGCAGUUUGUUGCACCACAACGUCGACUCAAUUAGUCCCUUUAUAACUGCUGUUUUAGUUCAUGGAAAACAGUUGACUGUAGGGGUGAUAGGCCAAAAAGAAACGGUCUUCGACAAGCCUAUGACACCAAGUGAAAUUCAGUCAGUAGUCUACAACACCAUCCAACCCUACGACGUAAUCCAAGCAGUACUACAACAAGAAGUCAUACUUUAUUGUGGCAGGUUAAUUUCUACCAACCCCGAACUAUUCCGGGGAAUAUUAAAGAUACGAGUUGGUUGGGUUUUGGAAGCCAUCAAGUUUUACUUGGAAAUAUUCGGUAAAACUAAGAAGAAGAUCGAGGAGCACAGCCCCUAUGAAGUUAGACAGCUUUUAUAUAAAGUUCUGUCUAUUAAAGAGUGGGGCUCCAAGGAUCAAUUGACGCCUCGGCAAAGGAGACAACUGGAAGGUUGUCUGUGUAGAGUCCCGUCCUCGUUCUACAAUGAAGUAUGGGAUGUCAUGACUAGGACACCUCAGGGCAUUAAAGUUGCCAGUAAAAUUAUUCCUCAGCAACCUACGUUGUCUAACAUGACCAGAUCUGAGCUCACUUUCUCACUUUUGGUGGAGCAGAUAAUAUCGGAUACAAUGUUGAACCACAUACAACAGCCGGAGUACAGACAACUGAUUGUAGAGUUGCUGACGAUCGUUUCUACGAUUUUAGGUAGAAACCCCGAAUUAGUCUUUAAUCAACCUCUAGAACUAGAACAACUGGUCAAAGAUGCCGCCCACAUGUACGCCAAGGAUCAUGAUUUGAAGGAGGAUAAUGUGGUAAAGUUGUUGGAGAUCCCCUAUUUACAAUCCACCGGAUAUUUAGCCAGAGCUGUCGUUAACAACGUCUUGAAAGGCGGUCAACUCUCGGCUGACUUUGAAACUGAUUCUGAAUCUUGUAAAAUCUCGUAACUUUAGUUCUAUGCAAUACAAUUUAAGCUUUACUCGUGUUACUAACUAAUAAAUUGUUUAAUAAAUA